Pongo pygmaeus (Bornean orangutan) is the source of this 4749-nucleotide messenger RNA. RefSeq names its product beta-1,4-galactosyltransferase 5 (gene B4GALT5). Gene Ontology annotation, molecular function: UDP-galactose:glucosylceramide beta-1,4-galactosyltransferase activity. Lineage: Eukaryota; Metazoa; Chordata; Mammalia; Primates; Hominidae. The record is from RefSeq and is a predicted model, not a curated record. The transcript has 9 exons. The coding region runs from base 237 to 1403 and encodes 388 amino acids. Gene Ontology annotation, cellular component: Golgi apparatus. Gene Ontology annotation, biological process: carbohydrate metabolic process; glycoprotein biosynthetic process.
CCCCCGCCGCUGCGCCCGCUCGGGGCCGCUCUGGCCCCCGCCCGCUUCAUGUGGCCCGGCCCGCGACCGCCGGCGGCUGGGAGCGGCGAGGCGGCGGCGGCGGCGAGUGGCGGCCCGCGAGGCCCGGGAGGCGGUGGCCGAGGCCCAGGCGGUGGCGGCGGCGGCCCAGGAGGCGGCGGACGGGGAGCUGCGGGAGCAGGCCCGGCCCGGCUCUCGAGCGGCCGCCCGGCUGCAGCAUGCGCGCCCGCCGGGGGCUGCUGCGGCUGCCGCGCCGCUCGCUGCUCGCCGCGCUCUUCUUCUUUUCUCUCUCGUCCUCGCUGCUCUACUUCGUCUAUGUGGCGCCCGGCAUAGUGAACACCUACCUCUUCAUGAUGCAAGCUCAAGGCAUUCUGAUCCGGGACAACGUGAGAACAAUCGGUGCUCAGGUUUAUGAGCAGGUGCUUCGGAGUGCUUAUGCCAAGAGGAACAGCAGUGUAAAUGACUCAGAUUAUCCUCUUGACUUGAACCACAGUGAAACCUUCCUGCAAACUACAACAUUUCUUCCUGAAGACUUCACCUACUUUGCAAACCAUACCUGCCCUGAAAGGCUCCCUUCCAUGAAGGGCCCAAUAGACAUAAACAUGAGUGAAAUUGGAAUGGAUUACAUUCAUGAACUCUUCUCCAAAGACCCAACCAUCAAGCUCGGAGGUCACUGGAAGCCUUCUGAUUGCAUGCCUCGGUGGAAGGUGGCGAUCCUUAUCCCCUUCCGGAACCGCCACGAGCACCUCCCAGUCCUGUUCAGACACCUGAUUCCCAUGCUCCAGCGCCAGCGCCUACAGUUUGCAUUUUAUGUGGUUGAACAAGUUGGUACCCAACCCUUUAAUCGAGCCAUGCUUUUCAACGUUGGCUUUCAAGAAGCAAUGAAGGACUUGGAUUGGGACUGUUUGAUUUUUCAUGAUGUAGAUCACAUACCGGAAAGUGAUCGCAACUAUUAUGGAUGUGGACAGAUGCCGAGGCAUUUUGCAACCAAAUUGGAUAAGUAUAUGUAUCUGCUUCCUUAUACCGAGUUCUUUGGCGGAGUGAGUGGCUUAACAGUGGAACAAUUUCGGAAAAUCAAUGGCUUUCCUAAUGCUUUCUGGGGUUGGGGUGGAGAAGAUGACGACCUCUGGAACAGAGUACAGAAUGCAGGCUAUUCUGUGAGCCGGCCAGAGGGUGACACAGGAAAGUACAAGUCCAUUCCUCAUCACCAUCGAGGAGAAGUCCAGUUUCUUGGAAGGUAUGCUCUGCUGAGGAAGUCAAAAGAACGGCAAGGGCUGGAUGGCCUCAACAACCUGAACUACUUUGCAAACAUCACAUACGACGCCUUGUAUAAAAACAUAACUGUCAACCUGACACCCGAGCUGGCUCAGGUGAACGAGUACUGAGAGGAGAGAAUGUACGUUUGCUUUACCCACCGCCACCAAGAAAGCAGUCCGAUGAGAUUUUUUUUUGGAGGGGGGAGGGUCUACACAGCAAGAGAACAGAAAUACCGUGUCUCAUGAAGGAUCACAGGGUUCAGGGGGAAAAUGUGACAGCACACGCACAAACGCCUUCACUGGAUCAGCCGCUGGGACUGAGGGAGUGAGCUUGGGGACUUCCUUCGUCAGCACUGGCUUUCUGUUUUCACAAGACAGACGUCUGUCCUGCUGCUCUCUCCCCGUCUCCUACCCCACAUCUUGUCUUAGCCACAGUCUCCAGAACCCGUGAUGAACUGUGAUCUGCCGUGGUCCUGCCGUGGAGCCUGUCCCUACACAUGACCUUGGAGCCUCUUGGCCUUCAGAGCAGAGGCAAACCCACCACAGGGCAGCUGCGUUUUAGGAAGAGCAAAUGAAACUCCACACCAUUCUUCUAUAUCUCUGGUGUUCUCUUUCGUUUCAUUUUUUUAAAAAAUUACCUUCUUUGGGUGGGGAUUGAGGGUGGAGGGGAGGGUGUUUGGGAAAGAUAAAUAGACAUAAAUAUAUAACAAUCACUUCUUGAAGAAGUAUAAUUGUAAAUAAGCCAUGUAAAAUGCCUUUUUAAAAUUUAAUUUUCUAGCUGGCUCCAAUUCAAAUCGAGGAUUUAUAUAUUAGGCCACUUACUUGGUUGGCAAGAGCAGAAACUCAGUUAAAAUGCAGUUGAAGAAUGUCAUCUCCCGAAUUGCUGUCACUUUGGGGAGGGAGUGGAUGUAGGGCAUGUCACAAAAGAACAAAAUAACCCGACCUUUAUUGCUGGGAGCUGGCUUCUGCCCCUUUCUUCCUCCCCCACGAGUCUUGCCCUUGACUUCUGCUCUGGAUUCACUCUUCCCUGUCAGCCAUGCACGUGCUCAUCCCACUCUCCGCUAAGCAGGAGGCUGCUGUUAGAGCAGGCUGCUUCCUGCCCAAAGCAGGCCCUCCGGGGCUCGCUGCACACACAUCUCUGGCUCUCCAGGCUUCGUUUUCUGUCUUUUCAUCAGCAUGGUGGGGCAGGGGGUGGGGGGCGGGGGUGUGUAUGGGAAUCCCUCCCCCUCUUACUUUUUCUCUUGUGGAACUUGGCCACAGUUUCUGAACAAUGUGCCUACAUUACCAGCUGGCUUCAGUGAUUCCUCUGCGUCCCUUUUUGGUCUCUGGAAAGAUUCUUUGUCAACAUUAGUAACUGAUACAUAGAACCAAGGAGCACUCGAAUAGGGAGCCAGGAGCCAGGGAGCUGGUGACACUUGUAUGCUGUGGGGCAGCUGGGAUCCAGGUAAGACCCAAUUGAAGCUUUGAAAUUAGAGUAACAAAGCUCCAGACAAGCAAGAGUCCAGGUGCACUGCUUACACCCCCACCUGCAUUUUGAAGUCAUAUUCUCUUUUGUUUUGUUUUUUAAGACAGGGUCUGGCUCUGUCGCCUAAGCUGGAGUGCAGUGGCACGAUCACAGCUCACUGCAGCCUCCAUCUCCCAGGCUCAAGCCAUUUUCCCACCUCAGCCUCCCGAGUAGCUGGGACUAGAGGUGCACACCACCACAUCUGGCUAAUUUUUUGUAUUUUUGGUAGAGACGGGGUUUCUCCCAUGUUGCCCAGGCUGGUCUCGAACUCCUGGACUCAAGCAAUCCGCCCACCUUGACUUUCCAAAGUGCUGGGAUUAUGGGCGGGUGUGAGCCAUUGCGCCCAGCCUUGAAGUCAUAUUCUAAAUUGUAUUUGAAUUUGUGCCUCUUUGUUUUUCCCCAAACCAAAGCCCUCAAAUUGUAGUCUCUGUCGGCUUCUGCAGAAUUCUGGAAAAUGCCAGUUUUCCUCCCCCCGCCCUUGUUUUCCAUAAAACAUAUUUAUAUAUUGUGAUGAGGAGUACUUUCUGAAGAGUACUUCGUAUUUUUUUUUAAUUGCCUUGUUUGCCUUCAACUUCCUUGAUUUUCAUGGUUUACAUGGGUGUGUGUAGGGGUGUGUGUGUGUGUGUGUGUGUGUGGGUUAGGGCUUUUUUCGUUGCAUGUGAUGGUUCUGUGGACAUAUGAUCCCCACAAACUGUGGGAGUGAUUGGCCAGGCCUUGUUUUUUUUUGUGUUUUUGUUCUUUUGAAGAACAGAGUGGUAUUUAGAAAAUAAAUUGCAUUGCAAAGCUCUUAUCGGCUCAUAUGAGAGAGCAGGCUCCUGCCCUUGAAAAUGCUGGUAAGCUAUAGCGUAUGUUUUUUAAGACUUAAGCAUUUCAUGCUUUAAAAUACCUUCACAAGGGAACAUUACACACAGAAGUUCAUUUGAUUUUCCUUUGUUUUAUGGUGCAUAUAGCAAUAAAGACCCCCCUCCACCCUGCAACCCCUACCCCUACCGGGCCUUUGUCCCUGCCUCCCCUUCUCAUUCUCCUCUCCCCUUUCCUCACUGAAGGCUGUGAGUUGCUUUCAAUGUGACAACACUUUGAUGUCAUUUGGAAGGAUUUGCCAGGACAGACUGAUUCUGAGUCAUGGAUGCCGUGUGUGUAUGCGGCAGUGUUGUAAGGCAAUCUUGUUUGAAGCUCUACGUUACCAUAAUUACCAUCAAGUACACACUGUUGGCAAAAGGCUAACACCUGACUCAAGAAAAUGCUGAUUUGAGAACAAAAGGAAAGGUCUCUUUUCACUGCUUAAAGUGGGGUCACUUUGAUACCCUUGCGGUCAUGUCUGUGUCUGAUGAGUGUGGAAUCUCUGGAUGUGCACUGUCAGUCAUGCGUCCACCAGGCCUCGAAUAUCAUAUGGGAAAUGUCAUAGUUAAAAAUGUACAGCCAGGCCCGUGUGCUGUUAAUAGCGUGAAAUUGUCAUGUUAAAAAAAAAAAAAACAGCAGGAACCAAAUGUGACCUUGUGCAUAUAUUGGUAGCUGAAAAUCUUCAAGGCUACUGAUGGGUGGCCCCUUAAUCUUGUCUUUUAUUGCUGUGUGCAGGGAAAGGUGUCCCCGUUUGUUCAUGCUGUUUUGGGGGGUGGGGGGGUAUUUGCAAGAAUACUCAUUUUGACAUAAUAAGUCCUCUUGUCAGAGAUGCUCUACCACAGACAUUAAUAGCUGAGCAGGAGCCACGUGGAUUGAUUGUAUCCACUCACCAUUGACGAUGGCAUUGAGCGUAGCUAGCUUAUUUCCAUCACUACGUGUUUUUGAGCUUGCUCUUACGUUUUAAGAGGUGCCAGGGGUACAUUUUUGCACUGAAAUCUAAAGAUGUUUUAAAAAACACUUUUCACAAAAAUAGUCCUUUGUCAUUACAUUAUUUACUCAUGUGUUUGUACAUUUUUGUAUGUUAAUUUAUGAAUGAUUUUUUCAGUAAAAAAUACAUAUUCAAGAACCAAA